AUGAUAAAGUUAGAAGGCAGGAGUCGAGAUUCAAUUCAUAAUGAAAGUCCAAGUCAAACGGCGGACAAGAAGAUAUAUAUACCAGGGGAAUAUAACGAUGCUCAUGAAAAUGCUUCCAACCAUCCAAGUCAAAUAGUAAGUUGGUCGUUGGUCGCUCGUUAUUCGGUCAACGUAGAACGCUUAAUUUUGCGUAGUUGGACUUCAGCAUUACGAAAUAAACAUAUGAGACUGGCAGGGUUCGUAGCUAAGUGGGGCUAUUUUGUUCGAGACUAUUGCGCUAAACUUGAAGUAAAUAAAAAUUCUCACCAAAAUCACUCCAGAAACGACUAUCGUUCAUUUUCGACCUGUAUGUCUAUUCAGUUUGCGCUUAUAGAAUUAGUUUGUGAGUCAAGUCAAAUUUAUAUUGGAAAAACGGAUCUGAACCCUCUCAUCAAAUAA
Molecule: messenger RNA, 438 nt
Organism: Thelazia callipaeda (thelaziosis nematode)
Lineage: Eukaryota; Metazoa; Nematoda; Chromadorea; Rhabditida; Thelaziidae
Source: the annotation of a GenBank genome assembly